AUCAUCUGGCGGAGGAGGCGGGGCCCAGCCAGACUGCAUCAUCUGUGUGAGGAGAAGAAAUCCUUUACAUCAUUAGGAUUUAUCUUCGCCUGCUUUUUCUGUCAUUAUUGGUCACCAAACGCAGACAUGUCUGACUUCACUGAGGACCAGAUCAUGGAGUUUAAGGAGGCCUUCCUGUUGUUUGAUCGGACAGGUGAGGGAAAGAUCACCUACAGUCAAUGUGGUGAUGUUAUGCGGGCUCUUGGCCAGAAUCCUGUUAAUGCUGAGGUGGUCAAGGUCCUGGGAAACCCCAAAUUGGAAGAGAUGAACCACAAGAUGCUGGAUUUUGAACAGUUCCUGCCGAUGCUUCAGGCUAUCGCUAAGAACAAGGACCAGGCCUCCUUUGAUGACAUUGUAGAGGGUCUGCGUGUUUUUGACAAGGAGGGAAAUGGCACAGUGAUGGGUGCAGAGUUACGCCAUGUCCUCACCACACUAGGUGAGAAAAUGACCGAAGAGGAGGUGGAGACACUCUUAGCAGGACACGAAGAUGCCAACGGCUGCAUCAACUAUGAAGAACUUGUCCGAAUGGUAUUGAAUGGUUGAAGAUUUCAGAAACAAAUAUCUGCAUUGAAGUCUACCUUUGUUUUUUUGUUUUUUGUCGCCCUGUCCCAACUUUUUUCUUUUUUAUGCUCAGUCUAUGUAUUUGUUUGAUUUCAAAAGUGCCUUUCCUAGAUCUGAGGAGACCUGUUCAUUUCACUUCCAGACAAUGUGAAGGUGCAAUUUGAUAGUAACCUUUUCUUCAUAUUUCUAAUUGUUGUCUUGUUCAUUAACUCAUAUCAUUGUUGUCAGCAUUUUGUGUGUUGUAAGAUAAUGUGCUAUGUUCCAUUAACAGUAUUGAAUAAAAUUGUGGUUAGCAAAUUAAAAA
Messenger RNA from Thalassophryne amazonica, 904 nucleotides. RefSeq names its product myosin, light chain 6, alkali, smooth muscle and non-muscle (gene myl6). Lineage: Eukaryota; Metazoa; Chordata; Actinopteri; Batrachoidiformes; Batrachoididae. The transcript has 6 exons. Gene Ontology annotation, molecular function: structural constituent of muscle; calcium ion binding. Gene Ontology annotation, cellular component: myosin II complex. The record is from RefSeq and is a predicted model, not a curated record. The coding region runs from base 127 to 582 and encodes 151 amino acids.